Molecule: messenger RNA, 1095 nt
Organism: Baudoinia panamericana UAMH 10762
Lineage: Eukaryota; Fungi; Ascomycota; Dothideomycetes; Mycosphaerellales; Teratosphaeriaceae
Exons: 3
Coding region: 131-979 (282 amino acids)
Biological process (GO): regulation of Ras protein signal transduction; regulation of proteolysis
Molecular function (GO): peptidase inhibitor activity; phospholipid binding
Source: RefSeq, a predicted model, not a curated record
GGCCACGUACUAGUAAGCCGAAGCAAAAACACAAGUUCAAGGGAACAUAAGUGCUCUGCAGAUCGCUCGUGGUGUACAACGCUCCAUCUCCUUACCACGCGAACCAUACCAAUUUCAUACCACCACAACGAUGAACAGAUUCGCCUCUGCAGCUAUCACUCUUGCAGCACUUGCUUCUUGCCAAACACCUCCCAAUUACCACCCCGCCGCAGCACAGUCUCUGUCCGUUAGCUACAUCAAUGGCGCCAGCGUUCAACCUGGUGACGUGCUGGACCAGUCUUUGGUGUCAACCAAACCAGCCGUCUCUCUGGAUUUCCCUCUGAUAAGCCCGCCAUACGUGCUCCUCCUGCUUGACAUCGAGGCAACACCCACCGCUUCACCAUCUGCGGCAGGCGCACACGGCCCCCCGCUUGGCUUAGAACCGGGCCAAACAACAUGGCUGCAGUGGUUGCAAACCAACGUCACCCAAGGUCAAGACGGCAGCUUGGUUAGCAGUAGCCCUGCGCUCUCAUCCUAUGCCGGCCCACAGCCUCCCAACGACGGCCUAGCCCACACUUACGUGAUGUAUCUCUUCCCAGAACCUCCGUCCUGGAUCACCUCCGGCGUCAAGCUUUCCGGUCCCAACGCCGGCCGCAAUCUUGCUCCUUUCGACUCACCCGACCGCUUCAACUUCGACCUCACGGCGCUCGCGGAGACGGCUGGCCUGCCAGUCGCAGCGAACUAUUUCCGAGUUGUAAACCCGGCGGCUGUGCCAAAUCCAGCCGUGAGUAAGAGGUCCCUUAGUGGCAGGCAAGGCGCAGUUAAGGCAGCGGCAAAUGCGACCGCGACGACUGCGCCGUCAAGCUCAACGAACGCGACCGCGACGCUCAGCGGGGUCCCAAUGUUGCCAACGCAGACCACCAAUGCUGCCGGGUCGCUCGAGCCUGUGGUGUACGGCACGCUCAGUCUAUUCCUCGCAAGCUUGGCGUUUGUACUUUGAGUGUGCAUAGGAACGUUAACGGCGCUUCUGCGUUGGCGGAGAAAGGUGUCUGAUGGCUAUCUGUAAAUACUGUACGGCGUUGGGGUACGAUUACGCUACAUCGCAUCUAUGAAUGC